GAAAGAGCCGUCCUGUGCCGGGAAGGCGGCCGGAGCUUGAGCCGGAGCUCCGAGCUGGUGGUCCCUGAGCAGCCUCCCAGCAGGGAGAAGCCCUUCAGGUGCUUGGAAUGUGGGAAGAGCUUCAGCCGGAGCUCCACCCUCCUCAGCCACCAGCUCAUCCACACUGGGGAUCGGCCCUACACAUGUAGGGAAUGUGGGAAGAGCUUCAGGAGCAACUCCAGCCUUCUCAGGCACCAGCACAUCCACACUGGAGAACGACCUUACACAUGUGGGGCAUGUGGGAAGAGCUUCAGGGACAGCUCCACCCUGAUCAAACACCAGCGCAUCCACACUGGGGAACGGCCCUACACAUGUGGGGAAUGUGGGAAGAGCUUCACUGGUAGAUCCGACCUGAUCAAACACCAGCGCAUCCACACUGGGGAACAGCCCUACACGUGUGGGGAAUGUGGGAAGAGCUUCAGUGACAGCUCCACCCUCCGCAAACACCAGCUCAUCCACACUGGGAAACGGCCGUACAAGUGUGGGGAAUGUGGGAAGAGGUUUCGUAGCAGCGGGAAUCUCCUCCUGCAUGAGCGGAUACACACAGAGGAGAGGCCCUUCCGCUGCACCGACUGCGGGAAGGGCUUCAACCAGAACUCCAACCUCAUCACCCACCGGCGCAUCCACACCGGGGAGAGGCCCUACAAGUGUGGGGAGUGUGGGAAGAGCUUCAGUCGGAGCUCCCACUUGACCAGACACCAGCGGACCCACCGGUAAGGGAAAACCCUACGAAUGCCCCGACUGUGGGAAGAGCUUCGGCCACUGCUCCCACCCCGAAUGACCCCCCUGAUGGUGAGGCAACCCCUGGAGUCC
Empidonax traillii (willow flycatcher) is the source of this 852-nucleotide messenger RNA. Its product is annotated as zinc finger protein 154-like. The record is from RefSeq and is a predicted model, not a curated record. Gene Ontology annotation, molecular function: DNA-binding transcription factor activity, RNA polymerase II-specific; RNA polymerase II cis-regulatory region sequence-specific DNA binding. NCBI's taxonomy places the organism in Eukaryota, Metazoa, Chordata, Aves, Passeriformes, Tyrannidae. The transcript has a single exon. Gene Ontology annotation, biological process: regulation of transcription by RNA polymerase II. The annotation marks the transcript as partial. Gene Ontology annotation, cellular component: PcG protein complex; transcription regulator complex.